Suillus discolor is the source of this 369-nucleotide messenger RNA. RefSeq lists its product as uncharacterized. The transcript is spliced from 2 exons. The record is from RefSeq and is a predicted model, not a curated record. Gene Ontology annotation, biological process: salicylic acid biosynthetic process; chorismate metabolic process. The annotation marks the transcript as partial. Gene Ontology annotation, molecular function: chorismate mutase activity. Lineage: Eukaryota; Fungi; Basidiomycota; Agaricomycetes; Boletales; Suillaceae.
GAAAAAUGCUAUUUCAACCCUCUCCCUUCUAUACCAUCCUCCACUGCCAACCGUACCGUACCAUGGGGCGAGCCAACGAUCCAAUUCGCAAACGGAACGACAUGCUGUUCUUCACUAGACGAAAUUCGAGUACAGUUGGACACCAUUGAUGUACAGUUGUUGCAGCUAUUGUCAACAAGAGCUUCGUACGUCAGGGAAGCAACCCGCUUCAAGGCUACAGUUGCAGAUGUCAACGUUCCGUCUCGGAAUCAGCAAGUGAUCCAGGGCGCUAUUGAUGAUGCUCCAUCUGUGCAUUUGCCACAGAUUGUCGCUAAGAUUGUGUACGAGGGCAUCAUAAAUUCCAGUGUCGUCUUCGAGGAAUGCAUAGUG